This is a messenger RNA of Trachymyrmex cornetzi, 675 nucleotides long. RefSeq lists its product as uncharacterized. The transcript has a single exon. The record is from RefSeq and is a predicted model, not a curated record. Bases 1 to 675 code for a protein of 224 amino acids. NCBI's taxonomy places the organism in Eukaryota, Metazoa, Arthropoda, Insecta, Hymenoptera, Formicidae.
AUGCUGAAGGAACUCUUGAAGAGAACGUUACGAAAGACUUCUUUGAAUUAUGAAGAAAUGACCACGGUUCUAUGCGACUGCGAGGCCAUCAUGAAUUCAAGACCGCUUAUCUACUUAGCCGAAGAAAACACAGAAGUUGCGGCUAUUACUCCCGCCAUGUUUAUUAAAGAUGUAAAAGAAAGUGGCGUUCCAGAUUUAGAUCAGAUUAACAGUUCUCACUUCGCAAAAAGGCUGCGCUAUCGUCAACGAUUAAGGGAAGAACUAAGAAAGCGCUUCCGCAUUGAAUAUCUAGGACAAUUAUCCCGACGAACCAAGUGCGAAAAUAACUACGCUCAAGUCGCUGUUGGCGAUGUUGUACUCAUCGGGAACGAUUUGCAGAAGCGUUUAGAUUGGCCGCUCGCCGUAGUCAAAGAAAUUUUCUUAGGAAAGGAUGGAUCAGUCCGCGUGGUAAAACUAACCACUGCAAAGGGUGAAUUAAUCCGGCCGGUACAAAGAUUGAUAUCCCUGGAAGUGAGACACUCCGAUGUCGAGAUCAACCAAUUACUAGAGACGUCAAAAGCUCAGGAACCGCCACAGAAAAUACUCGACGAAUCGAAACCUGCACCCAAAGAAGAAACGAGUCAUAAGACACGAAGCGGUCGUACGGUCAAGAAGCCUGUGCGACUUGGCUUUUAA